Puntigrus tetrazona (Sumatra barb) is the source of this 3945-nucleotide messenger RNA. RefSeq names its product NTPase, KAP family P-loop domain containing 1 (gene nkpd1). The record is from RefSeq and is a predicted model, not a curated record. Lineage: Eukaryota; Metazoa; Chordata; Actinopteri; Cypriniformes; Cyprinidae. Bases 208 to 2436 code for a protein of 742 amino acids. The transcript has 5 exons.
UCCACUUUCUCUCUCUUGUAUACUGCACCUGGUAAAGCAAAAGCAGUUUUCUUCUGUCUACAUGAAAUAUCACUGAAAACGGAGAAUGCAUAUUAGUGUACUAGCAAUUUUUUCUGCAAACUGUGCCUGAAGGAUUGCUUGCUAAUUCUGCUUGGAAUAGGAAAAGUGGUGAACAAACAGGUUUUUAGUUUUGUGAAUAGAGGACUGAUGGCGAUUGAAAAGGUGACAGAUAUUCCUUCUGAUAAUGUGUAUGCUUAUGCAUUAUCAAAAACCCUCAUGAAGGUCUCUUCUCCUGUGACGGUGGGAUUGUAUUCAGAUUGUCACAACAGAAUCAACAUGGUCCUCAAGAACAUUGAGGUUCAUAUGAAUGAAGAGGCCAAAAGAAGAGAAGAGAAGUGCAACAAGAAACCAAGGCCUCGCUCAAUUACUCCCUCUAUUUCUGAUGUGCUUUCUCUGAUCUUGCGACUUCUCUUCUAUCGGCCUGUGUGGACAGAGCAGAACCAGAACAUGAAGAAUAUUCGUUAUUUGUUUGUGAGGUUCAGCGCUUGGCAUUUUGCAGGCAGCGACCUUCUCUGGGCUGGACUGAUAAUGCAAUUGAGCAAGGCUAUUCAAAACAGCUUUGGUAAACUCCAGCUGGGCCUCUUUCGAAUCGUCCAGCAUGAUAAGGAGAAAGAUGCAGGGAAAAAGAAGAUUGAGGAUAUUCCCAAGAACUGGAGAUCCAAAAAGUUGGGCUGCAUUCCCAUUUGGGCGCUAAUACUUAUAGGAUUCAUUGGCUCACUUGUUCUUUUGGUUCCUCUCGUCAUGUUUGGAUUUCCUGAUCUAAAGGGACACAAUGAAGGAGAAAAGGUUGAGGAGUCCAGUGGUUAUGGAGUGCUGGAAGGUUUCGCCAUUGCUGUACUUGGUGUUCCUGCAGUCGGGGCUCUACGAUUUAUAUUAUUGUUGUUGAAGAACCUUAUCUUUAACCAAGACCUCAAAAUUAGACAAGGGCUGGACAACAAUAAGGUAAGUCAGCAGCUGGGCCUAAUGCAUGAGGUUCGGUUGGAGAUGAGACUGCUGUGCUGCUUCAUUCACUUUAUGGAGAUAUUUGAAAGGAGAAGGAUCAGGGUGGUGUUGGAGAUCACCAGUUUGGAUCGUUGCACACCAAAGAAAAUCGUAGGUGUUUUGGAUGCUAUCAAUAUUCUCUUAUCUGAUUCAGAGAGUCCUUUCAUUUCUGUUCUUGCUGUAGAUCCAGAAGUCCUGGUUAGACAGGUUCAGCAGGCAGAAGACUGUAUAACCAAAAGAGAUUCUGCAUAUGACUUUCUAGACCGUAUAAUCACACUGCCCUUCACUGUGCCUCCACUGUCUAAUGCCUCCAAGUCCAGUGUUUUUGAAAACAUUGUCCUCGGUCAGUCUGAGAUCUCUGAAAAUAUUUCUCUUGUAGAGGCUGAAACAUCUGCUUUAGGAGAUCAACAGAGGACAUCAUUCUCUGUUGAAGAUGAGUGUUCUGUAAAGUACAGUGAGCCUGAAGAAGAACAAGCCAUUCCUUUCAUUGCAAAAAAAAGAAACACUGAAACCUUUUCUGCAGCAGAACUUAAUUUUGAAGAAGUGGAUAAGCUGACUGAGUCUGCAUUUUCCUACAUCACCUCAAGAGAUAAAAGCAAACUUUCAACUUACAUAUCUGGAGACACUAUGUCGAUGAGAAGGAUCAUUAACUCCAUUCGAGUAACCAUUAUGAUUAUGGAGACCUCGAAAUUGGAGCCUCCACAUCCAGAGAAUAUUGCUGCAUGGGUGAUUUUGGUGGAUCGCUGGCCUUGCAGACUAAGUUGGAUUCUUCAAUGUGUUGAAGAUGACCAACAGAGUGACGAGAUAUGUAGACCAAUCUGUGCUGUUGAUAAUACCAAGAAAUUAUGGGAUGUGUUUAAUUGCUAUAGUCUGGAGCUCUCCAUCAUUGCAUAUUCAGUAGAGAAUUUUCUGGAGAGAGAUGGGGAUCCUGAGCUCUUCGAGAUGUUCUUAAAGAAUCAUUUCAAAUUCACCGUAGAGGAUUUGGAGAAGUUUAAGUUUUGCACAAUGAACUUAAACUACUCCAUCAAGAAUGAGCUGGCCAGGAUCCGUGGGAGCCGCAGACUCAAGAGGGCAGGGAGGAGUGCUUUCCAGUCACUCUCAGCACGAACUGUAAUGAACAUGGAAACAAAAGACAUUUGUCAAGAGCUGUCAAAGCUAAAAUUUCCAGAGAAAUAUCUUGAAACAGUAAGGGAAAAUUUCAUAGAUGGAAAAACGAUUCUCCUCAGCGACCCCAAAGACCUCAGGCAAGUCCUGCAAAUGACUCUGGGUGAAUGGACGUCUUUUAAAAUUCAUUUCCUCGGGGUCAUACCUUCUAAUCAUCCAGCACAGGCAAAAACUCUUCCAAACGCCACAAACCCUGAAGUGGUCAUAUGUCUAUCUGGCAAAGGGCAGUAAGCAGUAUCUGACCUUGAGGUUUGCAUCACUGCAUUUUCUUGUGCAUGCUUUCAGUGAACUAAGAAUGUUUCAGGAAACAAAACUGCAUUUCUACAAAAUACUAUUCUUUUACGGCCAGGUUGUAAAUGGACACCAGCAAAUCAAAUGCAACAAAUGAUGACACUUAAAAAUGGAGCUUUGCUGCGCAGAAAACAAAUCAGUCUUCAAACAGAUCAAAUUUUUUUAUAUGUAUAAUUUAUAUUAGGAAUGAGAAGGUUUCUUCAUUUUAAGCAUUAAAGGGCUUUUUCCAAUGAUUCUAAAUAAAAUAAAGUACUGAGUGUUAUUUCUGCAUAAAUCAAAAUAAAAAAGGAAGCACCAUUACCUUUUAAAUAGCAUAAAAUGUAAUGCACCUACAUUCAAACUUAUGUAAAUAUUAGUUUACUUAAUCUUGAUUAAUUUAGCGAUUCUAUCCAUUGAAUCUAUUGACUGAUAAUACAAACCUUAUAGGACUGUGCAACCAACUAGGUUUAGCUAGUUUACACUUAUUCCCAACACAUCCACACCUGAGACACAGCAGGUCCAAUAAUAACACCAUUCAUCAGGUUAAUACUGUCAGACCAUUGAUCCAAUCUGUGAAGGAAAAAGAAACAUAAUUCCGUAAGACAUUGGACUUUACAAAGCGACAUUUUAUGUUUGUAAAUUGUAAGGCUUCGGUUCAUGAAAACUGGUUAAAAUCUAAAAAAUCUUCCCCUCAGACAAAAAAGAUAGAUUUUUUUUAAGGGAGACAUAAAGUCUAAAAAUAAAACUGUAUGGUAUAUUUCGAAAAGUAUCUCAGAGGUCAUUUGUACAAGGUUCAUAUCUACACACAUAAAAUGUUUAUGGGCACCAAAGGUUCCUCUCGUACAAAAAGGUUUGUACAAUAAAGCAUUGCCACAAAACAUUGUGCAACAGUCAAACAGCCUCAUAUUCCUUUAAUUUACAAUAAAAAAUACUAGUAUGUGCCAUGUUGCACAUGAACCAUUUCUCAUGGAAUUUCCAUGGCAGCUCCAAAGUUUCCGGUUUCAUUAGGGCUAUAUCAUUCUGAGUUUUUCCAUACAAAAACUUUGGCAGUGUUCAGAAUCUGUACUUUGACACUUUAGUUUUACUUUCUAUAAAACUUUAAUAUAGGACUGAAUGACAGCGUGCAGAUGUUUUUUUAAUCGCACUGCCUGUCACUGAGUUUUACUUUAUGCUCUGUGGGAAUGGGGCUUCUGAGAAAGCGGAGAAAAUAUAUAUCUCCCAUGCAGCUCAGCGAAGACCUCCCACGGAUCUAUGGCGGAACAUAAGACUAAUGCAAAAGUUUGAAUUAUAAGUUAUGGUAGUCAAAUAUGCACUACUGUGCAAGCAACAUGAAACAACAUCCUAGAAAAUCUGAAAAAAAUAUUUUUUAUAUAUACAGUCAUGGUUUGUAUAUACAUACAUAUGUUAGUGAUGUCAAAUGAGUAAUUGUGAUUAAUCGAAUCCAAAAUAAAGGUUUUUAUUUACAUAAGA